Messenger RNA from Ceraceosorus bombacis, 2527 nucleotides. NCBI's taxonomy places the organism in Eukaryota, Fungi, Basidiomycota, Exobasidiomycetes, Ceraceosorales, Ceraceosoraceae. The record is from the annotation of a GenBank genome assembly.
AUGGCCAGCAACACACAACACGAGCCUACCCCGGUGGAGCAGUCCUUCCUGAAUUGGUUCGAGUCCACAGGCGGAUAUUUGUCUCCCGACGUUUCCUUGCACGACUUUACGCUGCAGGGCAUGGGCAGGGGUAUGAAGAGCAACAAGAGGUUGGAAAGGGAUGCAUUGCUGUUCAGUAUUCCCAGGUACAUGUUGCUGGGUACCCGAACCUCGACUCUUCCUUCACGAGCUAUGGCAGCGGAUCAAAAGGCGGCCAGUCUGGUGGGUGCGCAAGCAGAAGAUGCAGUAGGAGCUUCAUCAGCAUCGAACGGGGUGGAAGAGGCUGCUCGCAAAGCGCAAGCUUGGAGAUCCCUUCCUGGCAACGAGGCGAAGGACAUUUUGCAGCUCUCCCAAGCUCUCUGCAAGGAAGCGCAGACCAAUCCUCAUCUGUUCACCUGGCAAUCGCUUUCUGGCGGCUGGACACAACUGCUGCUCGUCAUGCUAUGGGAGCAUUUCAGAUCCACUGCAGAGGGAGGUGCAGCUUUGAAUGACUCACUUGCGCCCAGAGGGAGUAUGGACGAUGAGCAGGAUAAUGCGGGCGGUAGCGUCGGGCCUUCUUGGGGACCUUACUUUGACAUUUUGCCACGAAACUUUGAUACGCCCAUGUUCUGGGAUCGCCAAGAGCUGCAAGACCUCGAGGGCACGACUGUUAGGGGUGAGUUUGGCCUUUACCCUGCGCAUACACUCUCACGCUCGACACGGACGAUCGCCGCGCUCUACUACACUUUGUGCUGCGUUGGGCUGGGCUGAUCAUUGUGAUCCUACUUGGUUUCUUUCUCAUCUCUAGAGAAGAUCGGCUUGGCGGAAGCUCAGCUGGCGUACAGAACCCAACUUCUGCCCUACAUCCACGCCCAUCCCGAUCUCUUUGUCGGAUCUAAAGCAAGCGCAACCGCUGGACAAGUGGAGUCGCUGAUUUCGACGUACUACAGUGAAGAGUUGUUCCAUCGGAUGGGCUCUGCGGUGCUAUCGAGAUCUUUCCACGUCAACUUGCCGGGUCAAGGUGGGCUCGAAGAGGUCGGCGAGGCAGAAGAUGGGAUGGAAGUGGAGGAUGAGGAUGAUGAGGUGAGCACAACGAAGAUGGAGGGAAAAUGAUCUCUGAGUUUGUCGAUGCUUUUCGCCUAUCAACGCUCAAGCCCGCUUCUCAUCAUUGCAGGACGAGGAAGAUGGAGAAGGAGAAGGCGAAGAGAAUAUAGAUGACGUAUGCAUGGUGCCCAUGGCAGACAUGCUCAAUGCGUAAGUGGAAGCUUCGCGUUGAUGACGAAACGGCUCGCACGACUGGCUGAAUCUUUUCCUUGCUACGUUCCUCUCCUGGCCCCUUGACCCUGCGCCAGGCGCUUUGAAUCAGACAAUGUGAGAGCAACAUCGACGGAAUCAACUCUUGGUGUACUGCUCACACAAUCCACUCUGCAGGCGCGGACGUUUUAUCAUCAAGAUGUUCUUGAGAUGAGAACCACUCAGGUGGUUGAAGCAGGAGAACAGCUGCUCAACACCUAUGUGAGUCUCCGCCAGGGUGUCGAGCAAACGAUUAUUGCGCGUGACGACUGAGAAGACCUUUGCACUUGCUACCUCGGACAGGGCGAUCCCCCUAACUGCGAUCUGAUCCGAAGGUACGGAUAUGUCGAUGAACCCAAUGGAGCGGACGUCGGUAAGUGGUGCUCAACCUGGUUGUUUUGGAUGCUCACGGGAGUAUCGCGCCCAAGACAUGCUAACAUCCCCAAUGUCUCUCUGCGCAUCGUGCUGUGCAGCUGAGCUACCUGCGACGACGUUGGUUGAUGCCCUGCUGUCGCUUGAAGGACUCACCUCGACGACGGCCGUACACGAAACAAGACGUGCAGAUUUGCUCUCGCGCCUGGGCUGGACCAUCUCCAUCGGUUUUGACGAGGUGCACGCGUUGGCGUAUUUGUUCCCUCUUUCGCAAGAAGCUCCUUUUGAGCCUACUCCCCUCUCGCCUACCGAGAGGGAGCUGCGAUCAGCAGCAGCUUCCAUCUCUGACGAGCUCUUGGCUCAGGCUAGAGUGUUGAUCAUGUCACAAGAGACGCUAGAGAAGCUCAAGAAGAAGGAUAAGCUACCUAGCUCGAGGAUCGAAGCUAGAGAGAUUGUCGAUGGGCAGAGCAGAGGUGUCGCAGAGGUUAUCGCGAGGGCGAUCGAGCUGCGCCUCGAGGUGUACCCUACUACGCUGCAAGAUAAUCGCGCGAUGCUCUAUGCUUCGCUUUCGACUCACAAGAGACAUAGCACCGAUGCAGAUAUGGCCAUAGAUCACGAUCAGGUUCAAGCUCGACAUCAGGUGGAAAUGCGAGCGCCCCUCUCUGCUAGGAGGAGGAAUGCAAUGGUGGUCAGAUCCGGAGAGCAGAGCGUAUUGAUGGAUAAUCUGAGAGUGUUGAAAGCUGCUGAUGAAGCUUCUCGCAAGUUGGAAAAGGGACAAGGCGUGACUUCGGAGAAGAGAAAAGAUGCGUCGCAAAGCGCAGGGCACAAGAAGAGCAAGCGGUAG